AUGGGCUCCAUCACUGAUGAUUCCACCAUUAUUAUUCCCACGCACUGUAAAGCAGGAGUCGUGGUCAAUGAAGGUCCCGAUUUCCAUGUUGAGGUACAAGUGGUGCCGGUCCCAGAGCCAGGCCCAGACGAUGUCUUGAUCAAGUUGAACUACACCGGGCUAUGUUCAUCUGACAUUCAUAUGAUGCAGGGAGACUUAGGGGUCCCUCCAAUGUCCACUUUCGGUGUUCGGUCUCCAGGCCAUGAAGGUGCUGGUGUCGUGGUUAAGAUUGGAGCUAACGUGACAAAUUUCCAAGUGGGCGAUAGAGCCGGGAUCAAACCGAUCAUGAAUACCUGUGGUUCCUGUGAUCAUUGUUGGGAUGACAAGGAAACAUACUGUAAAAAUGCAACGCACACGGGACUGAUGGUAGCGGGUACGUUUGGUUUGCAUGCUGGCGGUUUGAUACCUGAGCUCAUCAUACUAGGCACCUAUCAGCAAUAUUUGGUCUCGCCAGCCCGUUAUGCAUCACCUAUUCCAGACGAGGUCUCCGAUGAAGUCGCCGCCCCUGUGAUGUGCAGUGCUAGUACAAUUUACCGGUCUCUGAUUGAGUCAAACCUUGAAGCAGGGGCAUGGGUUGUUUUCCCUGGAGGUGGCGGCGGCGUCGGGAUCCAGGGUGUUCAGUUGGCCAAGGCAAUGGGAAUGCGCCCAAUCGUGGUUGAUACAGGAGAUUCCAAAAGGAGAUUGUCCAUGGAGAUGGGAGCAGAGGCCUUUGUGGAUUUUAAAGAGAUGUCAGAUCCCAGUCAGGCUGUUAUUGAGAUUGCGGACAGCAUCGGUGCCCACGGAGUGUUUGUCACAGCCCCUGCUGCGUAUAAAACUGCGGUCUCGUUCACUGGUAGUCGGAUUGGAAGCGUCGUGAUGUGCAUCGGUCUUCCUUCUGUCGGUUCAAUGACAGUAGGCGAUGAUCCCUGUGCGUUUGUCUUCAGAAAUCUCACCAUCAAAGGCACCCUUGUUGGUAGCCGGCGAGAUGUGGCCAUGACUUUAGAUUUUGCGCGACGAGGGAUGCUAAAGCAGGUGAGUGAGGUAUAUCCAGUGAAUCGAAUGCCUGAGGCUGUGGAAAAACUUCGCAAAGGCCAAGUAGCCGGGCGCAUUGUGAUCAACUUUAACUGGGAGGAGUGA
This is a messenger RNA of Penicillium nucicola, 1155 nucleotides long. Its product is annotated as zinc-dependent alcohol dehydrogenase. The transcript is spliced from 2 exons. NCBI's taxonomy places the organism in Eukaryota, Fungi, Ascomycota, Eurotiomycetes, Eurotiales, Aspergillaceae. Gene Ontology annotation, molecular function: zinc ion binding; oxidoreductase activity. The coding region runs from base 1 to 1155 and encodes 384 amino acids. The record is from RefSeq and is a predicted model, not a curated record.